AUGGCCCUUGUGGGGCUGCGUAGAGCCACCAAAGGGAAAUGGGGAUGGGGACAACUGUGCCAAGAAGCGCCCAAGGCUCUGGUCACCUCGGAGCAGAUCGAGCACUUACACCGGCGAUUCAAGCAGCUGAGCCGGGACCAGCUGACCAUCCGCAAGGAGAAUUUUGACAGCAUCCCCGAUCUGGAGUUCAACCCAAUUAGGGGCAAAAUCGUCCAUGCCUUUUUCGACAAGCGGAACCUGCGGCAGGCGUCGGAUGGGCUGGCGGAUGAGAUAAACUUCGAAGACUUCCUGACCAUCAUGUCCUACUUCAGACCCAUCGAGAUGAACAUGGAUGAGGAGCAGCUCGAUCGCUUCCGGAAAGAGAAACUCAAAUUCCUCUUCCACAUGUACGACUCAGACCAUGACGGGAAGAUUACGCUGCAGGAGUAUAGAAAUGUGGUGGAGGAGCUGCUGUCGGGGAACCCCCACCUGGAGAAGGAGUCAGCACGGUCCAUCGCCGAUGGGGCCAUGAUGGAGGCAGCCAGCAUCUGUGUGGGACAAAUGGGGCCGGACCAGGUGUAUGAGGGCAUCACCUUCGAAGACUUCCUUAAGAUGUGGCAGGGCCGCGAAACCAAGAUGCACGUCCGCUUCCUCAACAUGGAGACCAUCGCGCACUGCUACUGA
This is a messenger RNA of Charadrius vociferus (killdeer), 663 nucleotides long. It is a transcript of the gene TESC, whose product is annotated as tescalcin. Gene Ontology annotation, molecular function: calcium ion binding. The record is from RefSeq and is a predicted model, not a curated record. NCBI's taxonomy places the organism in Eukaryota, Metazoa, Chordata, Aves, Charadriiformes, Charadriidae.